This is a messenger RNA of Schistocerca nitens (vagrant locust), 1601 nucleotides long. RefSeq lists its product as uncharacterized. The record is from RefSeq and is a predicted model, not a curated record. The coding region runs from base 955 to 1272 and encodes 105 amino acids. The transcript is spliced from 2 exons. Lineage: Eukaryota; Metazoa; Arthropoda; Insecta; Orthoptera; Acrididae.
UACAAAUUGCAAAAUGUGUGUGCUGUAACUGUAGAUCAUUCGAGAAAAGUGCAUUCAGUCUUCCAAAGCACAAGAGGCAAGAUGUUCACCCACUCUGGUGCAAGCAUCCAUGUGUACAAAUGAGGAAAUGCUGGUAAUAAGCAGGAAUGAAUGUAAUAUGUGUACUACGUGCAAGCACACAGCUGAGGACUGUAUCCAUAGCCUCCUACACAAUGAGUGGAAAUGAAAUGAAAGAAAAGAUAAUGGAGGAGUGUGUGGUGAAUACUUUUCUACAAAUAAUGGCAAUGCAAUGGGAUGGUGUGAACAUGCAUUUCAGUACUCACACAGAUAGAUGCUUGUUGUGGAACUGCCCACCUUUUUUUAAACUGCCUAACACUCCACACCAACUUUGCCCUUUUCACAAAACGAACCAUUGGUUUUCACCUUGAGGUUUGUAGACCAACUGGUCUAGUUCACAACACCUCCAACAGAGCGCACUGUUGGCCCUCCACCACAUAGUCCAAGAUGGCAGUCCAGGAGAAAAAGGGCUGGAACCAACAAAAACCUUGAAUCCAGUCAUGUGUUAGGCUUCAGCCAAAAGGAUGACAGUAUUUAGUGACAUCAUUGGAGGGGAUAUAGGGCAGACUCAGCAGCUCUGUGGCCUCAGUCUCACUCACUCACUCACUCAGUCAGCCAGUAGCAGCAGCAGCAGCAGAAUAAGAAGAAGAAAAAGAAGUAGAAGGAGAACCAUGAAGCAUCAACAGCAAUUGCAAUCCAGCACAGCUCUGCAGAACAGGAAGUAAUGGAAAAUAGCCUUCGACACGUCCAAGCCUGCUGCGGCAAGCACUAACAUGUCGACCUUUGCCAUGGCUGGAUCUGCAGCAACCUCAGCCACCAACUUGUUGAGACGUGCACUGAUCUCUGGACCUGUGGCAGCAAUAUCCUCUAGCAUGUCUGAACUUGCUGGAGCAGGACAUGAAGCUGUUAUUGUCUGUCCCACUCAUUGAUUUGUGUCAUGAGGACGUGCAGUCUGCUCCCAGCACAUCGAAUACUACUGGUGGUCCUAAACAACAGCAAAAUGCGGGACUGUACUCAUCACCAACAAACGACCCAUCCCAGCAGAACAUCCCUGUGCUAGUGCAGGCACAGAGUGCAGAUGCUGUGCAUAAGAAGGUAUCAAGUGUACCCAUGCUUUUCAGUUCUACAUACAAUUUAACUGCUAGUGGAAUGAAACGUGUAAAUGUGGGUAUAGAAGCACAUCAUGACGGGAUUGCAUGUGAAAAUAGAAACUAAAAAUGCAUCAAAGAGUGUUAAAGUGCCUAUUUCUGUGUUGACUGGGACAAAAUAUGUCAUGCAGAGUGCUACAUCAAUCAGCAGAUAACUACAGAGUAUUAUGUAACUCGUAACCUCCCUAGCUCCCCCUUCCCCUGGACAUUCGUUUUACUGAUGUGACACUAUCUGUUACAACAGUUAUGAACUUAUACACUGUGGAUGCUGCACUACACCUUGCAAUGGAGAGAAUGAGUCGGUUGCCGAGCAUAGACUCUGCAUGCAAUGAUGUUGUAAACUCUACAUGUGCAUACUGUACAUGUUGAUGAUUUGGAGCAGUACCGUUUUUUUUU